Messenger RNA from Eutrema salsugineum, 1288 nucleotides. RefSeq lists its product as uncharacterized. NCBI's taxonomy places the organism in Eukaryota, Viridiplantae, Streptophyta, Magnoliopsida, Brassicales, Brassicaceae. Bases 84 to 1169 code for a protein of 361 amino acids. The record is from RefSeq and is a predicted model, not a curated record. The transcript has 2 exons.
UUUCAAUUUCAUUGGCAACACAGAAGCGAAUCAAGAAGCUUCUGCGAACCAAUAGAGAGAAAAGGUCGGUUUCUCGUCGACAAAUGUCUCGCUUUCUCUUUCGAGUCCCCAAGCUCCCCUCUCGGAACUAUGCUCUGCAGAUGCAGAGCUUUCGUCUGUUUUCUUAUCCCUCUUAUUGUCAGAGAGACCCGUAUUUCAUCUUGGGUAAACCUAAUAAUAUCGGAGAUGGAGAUGGCAUCAAUUUUUUCAGUCUUCGCACUUGCUGUUUAUGUUAUUUGAAAAAGGAGAUACCCUGUGAGUUGCUCGAGGGAAGGGGACUUAUCGGAGCUUCCCGAGGCUGGGUCGCUACUCUAAAGAAGCGCAUUGUGUGUCUUCACGAUGAUAUGAACUUAACUGCAUCAGAGUCAAACCCAAAACGCAUUUCAUUGCCUCCUCUUGUAACUCUACCUCAUUGCCAGACCCAGAUUGUGACCAGCGUGGCCAUGUCCUCUUCUUCUCCUGAGAACGACGACUGUAUUGUGGCUGUCAAGUUCUUGGGACCUCAACUCAGCCUUAUUAGGCCAUCUCAAGACUCCAUGUGGACCAACAUCAGAAUCGCAGACCCUAGUUUCUCCACUUCAAAUGUCAUGUUUUCCCAGAGAGACAAGAUGUUUUCUUUGCCAGCUUCUGGAGGCAGCCACAUGGGAUCGUGGGAUCUACACAAACACAGGGACAAACCCAAGUUGCAAAAGUUACUUUUUCAAAACCUUCCCAGGUUGAGAAAGACAGAAAGGGAGCUUUUGGAUUCUUGUUACAAAACCGAACACUUGGUGGAGUCAUCAGCUGGCGAGACUUUCCUUGUUAUCUGGUACAGGUAUGGCACUGAAGAUAUGUCGCAUUUUGAAACCAAAGAUUUUAGGGUGUUCAAGCUGGAUGGGAAUGGAAACGCUUUUUACACUAAAGACAUUGGAGAUUUUAGCAUUUUCUUAUCAAAGUCGGAGCCUUUCUGUGAGACGUCCUUAUUUUUACUCGACAGAAACUGCAUCUACUAUGUCGAUGUCCACGAGUCCAAAUCGACCAUUGAGUUGGGAGGUUUUAGUCUCCGCAGACCUGGUAGCGCUGAAAUCAACUUCUCAACGCACCACGCGACCAAGGUCCCUUACUAUUUUCCAAAGCAAGCUAUGCGAUGAAUUACUAUGUUAUUCUUUUGUCAGUUCUUAGGCUACGAGCUUGUUUGAGUCUGUCUCUUACCAACUUGUUUAAGAGAAACCUGAUUUUGGGUCUGCAAUCUAAUUUGAAGUGCCUUUUU